Messenger RNA from Penicillium longicatenatum, 621 nucleotides. RefSeq names its product GFA family protein. Gene Ontology annotation, molecular function: carbon-sulfur lyase activity. The transcript is spliced from 2 exons. The coding region runs from base 1 to 621 and encodes 206 amino acids. NCBI's taxonomy places the organism in Eukaryota, Fungi, Ascomycota, Eurotiomycetes, Eurotiales, Aspergillaceae. The record is from RefSeq and is a predicted model, not a curated record.
AUGUCUGAGAUGGGAAUUCACUCCACCGAGCUUCCGCUGCCUUCGCCAGCGGUCACCAAUGUCUACCCCGAGAACACAUUAGACGCCGAAGAUUGGAAACAUCGUCCACCAUAUCACACCCAAGGUCAUGAAGAAUUCGGACCGAUCAAGUGGAAGGCCUCAUGCCAAUGUGGAAGAGUCACCUAUGCGAUAAACCGCGACCGACCGUUAAACGCCAAGUUUUGCCAUUGUCGAGGGUGCCAGGUCAUGCAUGGCGCACCUCUCCAAUGGGCGGCAAUCUUUCACAAAAAAGAUAUCUCGUUCACAAAGGGGUCCAGUGGCCUGUCAUUCUUCUCAGCCACCCUCAAUUCCCAGAAAUACGAUAUGCCCACCAAAGUGUCGUGCAGCUUCUGCCAUACCCUCAUUAUGGACGAGGGACGCAGCACAUGUUUGUUGUAUCCGCAGUUAAUCCAAUUCGAGGGUACGGGGGAUGAGCGACGGAAACAAUUGGAGAUCUUCAAGCCGACGUGUCAUAUUUUCUACCAACAGCGGAUGUUUGACAUGCCCGAUGGAAUGCCCAAAUGGUCUGGGAUGGAUAACCAAAGUCAGCUGCUCGAUGACUAUGGCAAACCAACCCAGUGA